This is a messenger RNA of Phascolarctos cinereus (koala), 2362 nucleotides long. RefSeq names its product butyrophilin subfamily 1 member A1 (gene BTN1A1). Gene Ontology annotation, cellular component: external side of plasma membrane. NCBI's taxonomy places the organism in Eukaryota, Metazoa, Chordata, Mammalia, Diprotodontia, Phascolarctidae. Gene Ontology annotation, biological process: regulation of cytokine production; T cell receptor signaling pathway. The record is from RefSeq and is a predicted model, not a curated record. Gene Ontology annotation, molecular function: signaling receptor binding.
CUUAUGUUCUUUUAUCCAGUACUUUGUUCUUUUAUUCGGUUGUGUCUGACUCUUCAUGACCACAUUUGGUGUACUCAUCUUGUUUCUUUCAUUUUGUCCACCAGCUUUUCUUCCAAUAUCACCCUCUUUGCCACUAGUGACAUUUGAUUGUCAUCAAUUUUCAGAGUGAUUUUUUUCAAAUAUCUUCAUUUUAUAAACUCCCUCCCUUGUGUAACUCAUUCUUUCUUCCCCAAAAAAACUUCUGCAAAUCUACUGGGGUUUUGUUUGGAUUUAGGGUGGUUUGACAUGUGUGAUGUUUGACUUAAUGAGAGCAUUGUUGAGGCUGUGAACUAAGAAAGCCCAUUACAGGGAAGGGGGGGGGUGUGGAUUGGAGUCUUCAGGUAUAAAUUGUGGAGCAAUUAUAAAUGAAGAGGGAAAAGAGCUAUUUGGAGGACCACCCUCAAAACCACAAAAAUAUUUACUCUAAAUGUUUUGCUUCCUCCUGCCCUGGGCUUUCUAUAGAGAUACCUUCCUAAAUGCGUCUUCUAGGUUUCAGUCCCUGCCUGACCUGUACCUCUCUGCUGUCAGCAAUGAUGGUGGCUUUCCCAGUCUCCUCACAGCCAAGAUAUCUGAUUUUCUUCUUUUUCCUCCAGUUGCCCACGCUGGACUCAGCUCAGUUCGAUGUGAUUGGGCCUGUUAAACCCAUCUUGGUCAUGGUUGGAGAAGACGUUGACUUACCCUGUCACCUCUCACCUAAUAUAAGUGCUGAGAGUAUGGAGGUGAGGUGGUAUAGAAAUAAAAUCUCUCCAGCUGUGUAUGUGUAUCAGAAAGAAAAGGAUCAAGAAGGAGAGCAAAUUAAGGAGUAUCAAGGGAGAACAACAUUUGUUCGAGACAAUAUCACUGAGGGGAAUGUGGCUGUGACAAUCCACAAUGUCAGAGCUUCUGAUGAUGGACAAUAUCGCUGCUUUUUCAAAGAUGACCAAAUGUAUGAAGAAGCUGUCAUAGAGCUGAAGGUGGCAAGUCCCUUCUUCUCAAAGUUAUCUCCUUGGAUGAUGUCUAUGGCUGUGAUUCUUACUGCUCUUGGACUUCUCACUAUUGGGGCCAUAUUUUUCAUCUGGAAACUACAUAGAAACAAAAACAAAGAAAAAGAUAAUAAAUCCUUCAACAAAGAGAAACUCCAGGAAGAGCUAAGAUGGAAAAAGGCUCAGUUGCAUGCAGUUGAUGUAACUCUGGAUCCAGACACAGCUCAUCCCCAUCUUUUCCUGUACGAGGGUUUGAAAUCCAUCAGGUUGGAAGACACACGACAGAAGCUGCCUGACAAGCCAGAGAGAUUUGAUUCUUGGCCUUGUGUACUAGGCCGAGAAGGCUUCACCUCAGGGAAACACUACUGGGAAGUAGAAGUGGGAGAUAGAACUGAUUGGGCUAUAGGAGCUUGUAAGGAAAAUGUGAUGAGGAAAGGAUUUGAUCCCAUGACCCCUGAGAAUGGGUUUUGGGCUAUAGAGUUGUAUGGAAACGGAUAUUGGGCUCUUACUCCACUCCGGACCCCCCUUCCUCUAACAGGGCCUCCUCGUCGUAUAGCAGUGUUUUUGGAAUAUGAAUCCGGACAUAUCUCCUUCUAUGACAUGACUAAUGGAUCACACGUCUACACUUUUCCCCAAGCUUCUUUUUCUGGGACUCUCCGGCCUUUCUUCUGCCUUUGGUCUUGUGGUAAAAAGCCCCUUACAAUCUGUCCAAUAUUUAAUGGGCCUGAUGAAGUCACUGUGAUUGCUAAUGCCCCUGUCCCUUCUAAGGAGAGCCUAGUGACCCCCACAAGUGAAAGAUCCACUCCUGGGGAUGCAGAUAUUCCCCAAAGGUCCAAUUCUAAAUUAUUCCCAAUCCAACUCAAUAAUGGGGCCCUGGAUCAUUAGGAAUCCCUCUGUCUUCCCUUCCAUUUUCACUCUUCCUCUCUAAGGUCUAUAGCUGCCUACAUUACCUGGCUUAUCUGUUGCUACCCAUGGGGCAGUGAAGAGACUUGGGGAAACUAAAUAUUGCUUAUUCCACAAAGGGUUCCCUAGAUAGGGAGAGGAACUUAAAGGGGGCAAAACUUAAAAUCAUUUUUGUAGUCAUAGUUAGGGUGAGGAUCUUUCUAAACUAUUGCUGCUGUAUCAGCUGGGUGUUGAUAAAGGAGAGUUGAGGGAAUGGGUCAGGUAAGACUACUUAAGAGACAUAAAGCAGAGUCUUCUUAGUUAUAUGAAUAGGGGAGCUGUGAAGGACCAGGACUUAAAAGAGCAAAGAGAACAAAUGAUACUUAGGGAGUGCUAGAAAAAGGAAGGUCACAAAUUAACAGGUUGAGUUCAAAGAGAUAUGUUUGGAGCAAGAGUAAGAAAACUGAAAAGGACAUAAA